This is a messenger RNA of Rasamsonia emersonii CBS 393.64, 351 nucleotides long. RefSeq lists its product as uncharacterized. The transcript has a single exon. The annotation marks the transcript as partial. Lineage: Eukaryota; Fungi; Ascomycota; Eurotiomycetes; Eurotiales; Trichocomaceae. The record is from RefSeq and is a predicted model, not a curated record.
GGGGCCCAUCUCUCACUCCCUCGCCGGGACGGGCCUAGUGUAAUUAAUCAAUAUAAGCCAUCUUAUCUGUGCUGCGCAAGCUCCUCGUGGACGGCACAAGGAGCCCGGCUCCACUGUCACUGUCAAUUCUGUACUCUGUACCGAAGAACCGUGCCGACGCAAUGCGUUAUGCGCGUGGAAGAAGGCCUAUCAGCGGCGACAAUCACUGGCUCAGCUGUUCGCAUGCUGCGAGAUGACUCGGGGGCCGCUGUGCACGGCUUGGUGUGGCUUGGAGAUCGGAAGCCGGCGAUGGAGAGCCCUGUGGGCAGUGGACCCCGUGGGCCUGGCGGCUCUCGGGAUCGCAACGCCUAA